This is a messenger RNA of Hyla sarda, 1090 nucleotides long. It is a transcript of the gene NUDT8, whose product is annotated as nudix hydrolase 8. The record is from RefSeq and is a predicted model, not a curated record. The transcript has 5 exons. Gene Ontology annotation, molecular function: coenzyme A diphosphatase activity. Lineage: Eukaryota; Metazoa; Chordata; Amphibia; Anura; Hylidae. The coding region runs from base 350 to 1024 and encodes 224 amino acids.
GGGCAACAGCACCAUCUGGUGAUUAAGGAAUCUGCUAAUGAGCCUACAGUGACUUGUUUACCUUUUUAUUGCACACUGACUCGCCGUGUGUUACCGGAAGCUCUUCUGUGUAAAGCGAUAAAUUUGUCAGCCAUCUUUGUUGCUGGCAAUGUAGCAAUUAAAGCUGUGUACAAGGACGGGGAAGAAGCGUCAGUUCAACUAAGCGUAUGCUUUCUAGAACAUGGUUGUUUGCCCUUACUGGGAGGCCUUUCUGCAUGUGAUACGACUGUGAAGGUCAGAUCACCGUGCUUGGAAAAAUUGGGGUUACAGGCCUAAGGCUGAACAGUGACAUUACACCUGACAGGAACCAAUGUUUCUGCGUCCAGCUGUCUUAAGUCGCAGUCUUUGCACCAAAGAUCUUCAGCAUCUUCCUAAUGAUUUCCUGACCAAAGUGACAGAGGAGCGGUGCCGCCAGAUUCUGGCCAAGAACCCUCUACCUCAGAAAGCCUCAGCAGGUGUCCUGGUGACAUUAUGCAUCUCUGAAGGUGUUCCCUCUUUUCUUUACACCCUGAGAUCCUCUAAACUCAAAGGAAGACAUAAGGGAGAUGUAAGCUUUCCAGGAGGCAAGUGUGAUUCGUCAGAUAGAGAUGUGAUAGAUACAGCAUUAAGGGAAGCACAAGAGGAACUUGGAAUAACACUGUCUCGUAGCACAGUCUGGGGCCCAAUGAAGCCAAUCACUGACUGGACAGGCAUGGUAAUAGUGCCAAUCCUAGCAAAUAUAGGAUGUCUUGAAGAUCUGGCAGCAAAACCUAAUUCAGAAGAGGUGGAAUCACUUCUUACUCUCCAACUUUCACUGGCAUGUACAAGCUCCAUUCAUGGAUACACGUGUUUCCGCCAGCGUGGGCGCUAUGCCUACACUCUACCAGUCUUCCAGCUCCCAGGACACAAGGUGUGGGGGCUCACAGCCAUGAUGACAGACUCUGCCCUUUCCCUAUUGUUCCCUGGCACAUAUCGCAGUGUCCUCACUGGCUCUCGAACUCAGUGACCUUUCAAAAUUGCUAUGUAUCCAUAAGUAAAAUAAAGAGUUGUAUUCACAAAUUAAGCUUUGUUU